Molecule: messenger RNA, 2644 nt
Organism: Xiphias gladius (swordfish)
Lineage: Eukaryota; Metazoa; Chordata; Actinopteri; Istiophoriformes; Xiphiidae
Gene: b3gnt7
Product: UDP-GlcNAc:betaGal beta-1,3-N-acetylglucosaminyltransferase 7
Exons: 2
Coding region: 226-1482 (418 amino acids)
Cellular component (GO): membrane
Molecular function (GO): hexosyltransferase activity
Source: RefSeq, a predicted model, not a curated record
GCAUCGCCAGGCACGGCAGGGCUCUCCGUACCUCCGCCUCGUUUCUCACCACACUGUUUCGCAACAAAGGCUGUUUCGAUGGAAAGGAUUAUUUUAUCAUUUCGCCCGUAAGCCGAAGACACAUGAGGUCAAGCCGUCCCACUUUGUCGGCAGUCGAUAGUCAGCACUCCAUUUAUUCAUUUGCCUCAAAGCAAACAUCACAGAUCGUCGAAAGCAUAAGACGAAAUGAUGAACAACAGAGAUCGUUGGAGGGUGUACAAGAAGGUGAGUGUCAUGUUUUUCUUGGCUGUGGUGGCGCUGACUGUUGUCCAGAGAGGGAGCAUCAAUGUGGGGGCUCCCUUUGAACUCGAGAGGCAGGCUGGCAUGGAUACCUCUGAGGGAGUGGAGCCCGGAGCUGCACUGGAAGAGAAAACUGACUCGUACCUGGGUAUAAAACGCUUCUGGAAAGCUAGUCAACGCCGCUCACAGCCUAAAUCUCGGGCCACCACACAGAAGCCCAGAAUCUCUGAGAACAGCACUCCCAGAACCUGGGAUAUAACCAACUCAAACUGUAGCGCCAACCUCAACUUCUCUAGCCAGGACUGGUUCAGGAGCCUGGAGGACAAUUUUAAGCAGUUCAUGCUUUAUCGACACUGCCGUUACUUCCCCAUGCUCCUCAACCACCCAGAGAGGUGCACAGGGGAGAUAUAUUUGCUCAUGGUAAUUAAAUCAGUGGCCACCCAACAUGACCGCAGGGAGGUAAUCCGAAAAACAUGGGGCAAAGAGCAAGUAGUUAAUGGCAAAAGGAUAAAGACCCUCUUCCUUCUUGGUAAACCCUCCAAUGAGGCGGAGAGAGCGAACCAUCAGAAGCUUGUGGAGUACGAGGACUACAUCUAUGGGGAUAUCCUCCAGUGGGAUUUCUUGGAUAGCUUUUUCAACCUUACACUUAAAGAGACUCACUUCCUGAAGUGGUUCCACACGUACUGUCCCAGCGUGCGCUACGUCUUUAAGGGGGACGAUGAUGUGUUUGUCAGCACGGAUAACAUCUUUGAGUUCUUGGAAAGCAGCAACCAUGAAAAGAACCUAUUUGUGGGAGAUGUGAUUUUCAAGGCUAAGCCCAUUCGUAAAAAAGAGAACAAAUACUACAUACCCCAAGCUCUGUAUAAUAAGACACAAUACCCUCCAUAUGCAGGUGGGGGGGGGUUUCUGAUGGAUGGGAACCUGGCUAGGAGGCUUUACUGGGUCGCAGACACCAUGGAGCUCUACCCCAUCGACGACGUCUUCUUGGGAAUGUGUCUGGAGGUGCUUCAGGUCACCCCUAUAAAACACAAUGCUUUUAAGACGUUUGGUUUGGUGAAAAAUAAGAGCAGUAAAUUGAACCGAGAACCUUGUUUCUUUAAGAGCAUGAUUGUGGUGCACAAGCUGCUCCCAUCGGACCUAAUGCAAAUGUGGAAUCUGGUCAACAGUGACCUGGUCUGCGCGCAGAAAGUGGAGAUCCUAUAGCUUCACGAAAACACCAGGUAAGGACAGCACCCACAAGCUGAGCUAAACCUUGGUGGAUACCAGUAGGAAGUACAGUACAGUGUAUGACAGUUGAAGGCGAACUUCCCAGUAAACUCUCCUUUAUGUGGAGAGGCUGAUGCAUCAAUGGGCACACUAAGGAGGACAUUUACUUGCGCUACAAUUACAGGCUUUGUAUUCUCUUGCAUAAUAAUCUGUUGUUGGCCCUGAUGGAAAAUAUUUAAUGGGACGCAAACAAACACCCUCCUAUUCCCCUCCCGUGUGGCCAAUACCCAUUCUUCCUCUUCCCUCUGCUUUGAAAUGUUGAAGGUUUUUCAUUGGCCAGGAGCCUUGUGGCAGUGAGUUGUCACGAAAUCGACAAUGUGAAUACACGUAAAAAAUUUAAGGUAAAGUUUCUUGCGAGGACAAGUGGUUAACAAAACCAUGAAUAUAUUUUAAUUGCUGUAGCAUGUGGUGCUUUCGGAUUGGUCGGAGGGAAAUAAUGUUGGGUUUAGUUAGUUCGUGAAAAUUUAAGGGCAGUUAGUAUUAGUGUUCGAAAGCCAUUGCACAUGCUGCUGUUACGCUAGCACUUUGGGUUUGUACUGAGAGUUAUGUAUGCCAGUAUGGCAUGCUGCAGAGGCUUUAAAUGGCUUCAAGUAAGAGAAAGAAACAACUCUCUCUACCUCAGUGAGUUGGUCAGAAAACUCUUAAUUUCAUCAUUGGUCACAUUUUCUACUAAAUGCAACCAUGAUACCAUUAUCUGCAUGUACAGUACACAUUCUUGAAGAAAGAUUUUAAUCAAUUUUUGUAUCAUAGAGGUCCUUGCACUCAUUUGUUUGGAAUGUGACCGACUUGAUCUGGACUUCUACUACUCCUAUACUACUGUAAACCAUUAACAAAUGUGUAAACUUGCUACAUGUAUGCUGUCCAUGGAUUUGAAUGUGCUGAUAUACUUGACAUGAAUUUGGUAGAGGUUUUACAAUGACACUGUGAACUAAAACUAUUGCUGGUACGAGCACAUGAAAUGUUAAUUUAAUCGCCAACCCGGAUAUAGGGGGCCAAUGUGGGGUUCUUAUGUUUAAUUUAAAGCAACAGAUGAGCUUAUUAACGGAAGGUUGGAUGAUUAUGAAGCUGAACGUCAUGGGUGUUUUGGGUGAUGAUUAUG